UGAAGAAUCAGAAUUUUGCAAUAAAGAUCAUUAUAACUGCGAAUUCAAACGCGAGGCCGAAUUGUUACCUACAGUGUAAAGCAUAAGAUUGAGCGAACGAGUUUCAAAAUAGUGAUAAUCGAAAAAGUACUAUAAGUAUUGCAUAUUGAACAUAUUUCUCAAAAUGAAGAUCUACCUGUUUGUUCUUUUAGUUAUGGUCGCUGUAGUCGCUUUCGCAUUCCCUAUCGUAGAUGGAGACCAGUUAGUGCUGAUAAAUGAACCCGAAUUCUUGAAAUUGGAAAAUAUUGGAGAUCUCGAAGAACAUAAUCGGCAACGUAAAUUCACGUGUAACUUUAUGUGCGCUUUACGCUGUAUACUUGCAGGAUACAAAACGGCAUAUUGUGACAACCAAGGCAUCUGCUUUUGUGAUGCACAAAAAUGGUAUGGUUAACUUCGAUUGCAGAAAUGGUUCUCUUAGAAGGAUUGGACUGAAAUUUUUACUGAUGAAUAUGUGUUGAGUAUGAUUCUCUUUUUGAAAUUUCAACAAGACAUUAUAAAUUUAUUUAUAAUAAAUAAUUUUCGAACGCUAAAAA
Monomorium pharaonis (pharaoh ant) is the source of this 572-nucleotide messenger RNA. RefSeq names its product defensin. The record is from RefSeq and is a predicted model, not a curated record. The transcript is spliced from 4 exons. Lineage: Eukaryota; Metazoa; Arthropoda; Insecta; Hymenoptera; Formicidae. Gene Ontology annotation, biological process: defense response. Bases 164 to 430 code for a protein of 88 amino acids.